AUGGCCGGUCAUGGAACAGCGAGGACCGACUCGACUGAAGAGGCACCCGCUGUCAUAGAGAUCCUGUCAUCAGAUUCUGAGCCAGAAGUGCCAGAGGAGGAGCCAGAGGCCGAAGACAACGUGUCAGAACCAGGCCCAGACAACGAAGACGACUAUGAGCAGCCACUCUCCAGGGCCGCCAGCAUCAAGUACAAGAUCGAGGAAACACAAGAAGAAGAGCCGCCACAGGAUGAGCAUCGCACACCGUCGGGUGCGAAGCUGGCCAUGCGGGCCAGAGACACCGAGUCUGCCAAGCAUAGACAUGUCAGCAUCGAGAUUCCCCUCCCGACGUCAUCAGAGCUGCGUCGUAGGAAGGCCGAGUCCGAGACGUCAGGAAGCCAGGAGGGCAACGGGGAGGAUGUUUUGAAAACGUCCAGUGAGAGGAGGCGCAUCACGUUCGAUGACAGCGACCACGACGAGUUUGUCACGCCCAAAGAAGGCCCCUCAAGGGAUUCGCUGGAUACCAGUGUUGCUAGGCCGGACGGGGAAGCUGCUGGGCAAGAUGGCGGGGAGGAAGAGGAGGAAGCGGAGGAAGCGGAAGAGAGCGACGACGAUGCGCCACCGGAGGCUGUCUCCACCCGAACUGCUGAAGCAGAGGCGCUGAAGGCCACUGAGGCUGAAAGGAGAGCGGCGCAGCAACAAUCCGAGCUGUUGAAACGGAAGAACCAAGAGCGGACUGCUCUCCUCCAGAAGCAGGCCGCCGAGAGAAAGCGGGCCCGGGAAUCGACACAGCUGGAUGAAGAGGACGAGGCAACCUCGAGUCCUGCGGAGCUUGCCUCAGAAACCGAGAAGGGGAAGAGAGAAGUGCCAAAAUUCCUUCCUCUCGAACUGCUCGAGUCAGACGACGAGGACGACAUCGUCCAGCAACCAAGCUCCUCUACCGAUGGGAAGCACAAGCGGCGGAAGCUGGGCGGCCCGGAACAGGCGCUCCUCCGCGAGCCCAGGCUUCCCAAGGACAAACGGCUGGGGUCGACGGCGUAUCGGGUGGUGAAGGGCACCGGCGACCCGCGGUUGGCCCCUAGGGUGAAGAAGCAGGCGAUUAGUCUGAGGGAGACGCUCCUGCGGAGAGAUCGUGUAGCCAAGCCAAGAGGGGAAUUUUUCGUGAAGAACCGCUAG
Molecule: messenger RNA, 1155 nt
Organism: Parathielavia appendiculata
Lineage: Eukaryota; Fungi; Ascomycota; Sordariomycetes; Sordariales; Chaetomiaceae
Exons: 3
Coding region: 1-1155 (384 amino acids)
Biological process (GO): rRNA processing
Molecular function (GO): snoRNA binding
Source: RefSeq, a predicted model, not a curated record